CUUCAUAAAACAUCACAUGCCGCCCUAAAUUCCAUUAUGUCAAUAUUAAUAAAAUUGAUCUAACUAUCUGCGGUAGUCAACGUACACAAAUUAGUAAACCAUAUUGUAUCGUAGUGUGUGUCUGCUUAUAAAUCAACCUUGGCUCCUAUUAAGUUUGUAAAAGCUUGGUGUACCGUAUAGCUGACGUUUGCCUCGAAAAGGACAAAGUUAUGAGUCACCUCUGAUCUCACGGUAUUAUAUUUAAUUUUACGAUUCAGAGAGUUGCACUCUGCAAGACAUUAAAAUGGCUGAAACAGAAGAAAAAGUAGUAAUGACACCUAAAAGUAAAACCCCAACAUCUACCAUAUUGGUGAUUGAAAGAAAAGCUGUUUCCAUACCUGAGCCAAGUGAUAAAAUUCAUGUUGCUGGAGGUGAUCACACAGGAAUAAUUAUAAACAAAGAAAAGGUUUAUGAAAAUGGGUUAUCAGAGCCCUGUCACGCACAGUUAGAAUUUUGUGUAUAUUUGGUGUCUGCAGCUAAUGGUACCCACACAAGAGAAGCAAGAGCCUUACGGUUUUGGUUUAAACCUGAAGUCUCUUUACAUGAAUGUCCACAUGAGGCUCAAGCAUUCUUUAGGGAGCUUGUAAGUCCACAGGAUUUUCCUAAAGAUUAUGUUGGUUUUAUCAAGAAGAUAAUAAAGUUAAUGCAGAACAAAUAUCACUUAUUGAAAGUGUUGGAGGUGGAAUUAAGACAGGAGGGAACAGGUCCACCACCACCAGAGGCAAAUGGUGUGAUAUCGCCAUUUAUUGAUGAUAGUAUAGCAAAUCAAACUCAAUUUUCGGAACAAAGAGUAUUGGAUAUGAUUGAAAAUGCAUACCCAAAUCCGUUGACUGUAGAAGAUUUUGUCACAGCUGGUCCAUGGUCCAAAGCAGAGGUAAAAGUUGCAUUGGAGUCUUUGGAAGAGAAGGGUCUCACUAGACCAAUAUCAGAUGGUCUAUACAUACGGCAGCACAGUGUUGAUACACAGGUAGUGAAACAAAUGCCAACAUUGUGUUCAUCUCGGCAACCAACCAUUGCUGUAGUGACUGCCUUGUACUGCGAGAAGCAGGCUGUUGACGCCAUGAUGGAUAAUCAAGAGACAUAUGUGCGAUUUACAACAGUUGGAGAAUCAAAUGUGUACACCUUGGGUAGUAUUGGCGCUCAUCGCGUGGUUACCACCAAAUUGCCAUCCGUGGGACGGACCCGGGAAGCUAUGACUGCUGCUGGAAAUACUACUACCAGAUUGCUUGGAAUAUUCCAAAAGGUGGAGUACGUAUUUUUGGUUGGCGUUGGUGGUGGCGUACCUCACUAUACGGAUUAUAAGAAACACGUGCGCCUAGGUGACGUUGUUGUUUCCACUCCUGCGCAGGAUUUGCCGGAUAAAUAUGUAUAUGUAUUCUGCGAAAAAGCAGAGCGUAACGAGAAAGGCGGGUGGGACUACGAAAUAAAGCCAUACAAACCAGUGAACUUCCUCUUGCAAGAAUUAGCUCAGAGAAUUUCUCACUCGAAUGGCCUUUGGACUACAUAUGUACAAGAAGGUCUAGAACGUCUUAAGGACCUGCCAGGCCGCUGGGCGGCGCCAGAGCAAGGCACAGAUCGCCUCUGCGUUGAUGUAGGAGAUGGAGCAUUUAUAGAAGUGUCGCAUCCUGCACCAGCCGGUGAAAAAACCCGCGAAUCCCGCGUGCAUUGUGCGCCAGUAGCGGGCGGACGUGCGGUGUCGUGCGGGGGAGAAGUGAGGGCUGCGUUCGCUAAUCACGCGCGCGCUUUGGCCUAUGAUUGCGAACUCGACGCCGUCUUGGACAGCGUAGUUGGCAAUCGGAAGGAUUGCUUUAUAUGUAUUAGAGGUAUAUCCGAUUAUCGUGAUGGCACCCGUGGAAAAGAAUGGCAACCCCACGCUGCUCUCACGGCUGCCGCUGUUAUGAAAACUAUUAUCGCUGCCAUGGAACCACCCACAGAUUAAAAAUAUUACGAACAUAGACCAUAAGAGUAUGACAUCACAUUUUAUGGCCUUUUGCCCUGUGAUUAAAUUCACUAUGAAAUUCGUAUAAUUACGAAAACGUUUGUUGUAAUAAAUUGCAUGAUUUAGA
Pieris brassicae (large cabbage white) is the source of this 2105-nucleotide messenger RNA. RefSeq lists its product as uncharacterized. The record is from RefSeq and is a predicted model, not a curated record. Gene Ontology annotation, molecular function: catalytic activity. Gene Ontology annotation, biological process: nucleoside metabolic process. Lineage: Eukaryota; Metazoa; Arthropoda; Insecta; Lepidoptera; Pieridae. The coding region runs from base 284 to 1978 and encodes 564 amino acids. The transcript is spliced from 13 exons.